This is a messenger RNA of Esox lucius (northern pike), 540 nucleotides long. Its product is annotated as cytochrome b-c1 complex subunit 6, mitochondrial. The transcript is spliced from 4 exons. The coding region runs from base 110 to 403 and encodes 97 amino acids. Gene Ontology annotation, biological process: mitochondrial electron transport, ubiquinol to cytochrome c. NCBI's taxonomy places the organism in Eukaryota, Metazoa, Chordata, Actinopteri, Esociformes, Esocidae. The record is from RefSeq and is a predicted model, not a curated record.
UUCCAACUAUAUCCUGCGUGUGACCUAACUUGUCCUCCAGAUUCAUAGCCUGUGAUCUACCUAGCUAGGACGUGUUUCUUCUGGCGGUGCCAGUUUUAGGGUACAAGUCAUGGUGUUCGAAAACAAAAUGAUCAUGUAUGGAGAGCCUGAUGAUGAGGAGGAAGCAGAAGAGGAAGCGGACGGUGAGGAAGAAGAGGAAGACAUGGUGGAUCCCUUAGAAACGAUACGGGAGAAGUGUGAGGCAUCGGAGCACUGCGCCCACGCCAGAGAAAAGCUAGAGGCGUGCACGAGCAGAGUGAGCUCCAGAUCAAACACCACAGAGGAGUGUACAGAGGAACUCUUUGACUUCCUACAUGCGAGGGACCACUGUGUAGCGCAUAAACUCUUCCACCACAUCAAAUGAACCACCUCUGCGCUAUUCUGUAAAUUCCUGUAGCUGUGGAAUCUGUUCAAAUAGUAAAUAUGGGCACUGUCAGGGAAGGCUUGAGACCACAGCCAGUGUUGUAUCUAUUAAUGUUAAUAAACUACAGAUUCUGUUAA